GACCGAAACCAAUAUCUCCUGACAACCUCAUCUACGUGCACUGUGCGUCCGCUCGGGAAAGACGGCGGUUCGCAUACCAUGUACUCGGUUUUCAUCCAUUGCUCAGCUUUCUACCGCCGGGCCCACAAACUCAAGAAGCGCAUCCCGCUACUAAACCAGCUGCACCUCAACUUUAUCUUCCUCCAUUAUACUUACAUCAUCACCUGGGCGCUCAUCGGCUCCGUCAUCGUUUUCCCCAGUGGCGGCAUCGCCUAUAUCGAUGCCCUUUCCCUGUCGGUCAGCUCCGCCACUCAGAGCGGCCUGAACACUGUCAACCUGAAUGAACUGCACCUCUACCAGCAAAUCGUGUUUUACAUCAUUACAAUCAUCUGCACUCCGAUUUUUAUCCACAGUGCGCUAGUUUUCAUUCGGUUGUAUUGGUUCGAAAAGCGGUUCCAGCGAGUGGUCCGAGAUGCCCGUGCCUUACGUACUACCCGCUCUCGCAUAGAGACUGUCAGGCAAGACAACGACAGCGAAGGGAUCCAUCGCGCAGAGCUGGGAGUCGGCGGUCGCUCAAUCGCGGUCCUGCGCAACAAUACUGGCGAUGCGCGAGGUAUCAAACUCUACGAUCUCAGAGGUAAAAUUGCCGGCGAUGCACAGUUCGAGACCAAGGCCUCCGAUAGGCGCGAGAAGAGUGGCCAAUCGAGUCUCGACGAUCUCCAGAACGACCGGAUAGAACAUCGAUUCGGAUUGGGCAGCUUGAGGUUACCGAUGCAGCUCAAUCCGGAGCAACACAUCGCUUUCUUGGAAGCCCAGCGGAAGAACGAAGGUGCUCUGCGCAUUCCCAGCCCUCGCGAAUACGACCGCGGCGGUGUCCCGGAAACAUUGGACAGGGAGGGAGACGAGGUGAAUAAAUCGGUUCAGCCAUCGAGACCGCAAUCCGACCGCCGGCAAUGUCCUACGUAUCCAGACGAAAUCGAUCAGGUUGGCCCCGUUGAAGGGCCACACAUCGCCAUCAACGAGCCUGAUAUAACACAGGCAAACACUCGCGGAAAUACGUCCCUGCACUUAAAUACGAGGCCGAUUGUCCGAGAUACCACGCCUGUGAACGAGGCGACCGGCGGAUUGGGUCCAUCGGGCAGGCGGAACAUCGCUCAGGGCAUAUGGCGGUCGCUGACUAAGGAGAAAGAUCAUUCGACUCUGCCAUAUCUCGGUUGGAACGCAACUGUGGCUCGAAACUCCAACUUCAUUGAUCUGACCGAGGAGCAACGUGAUGAGCUUGGUGGCAUUGAAUACCGCGCGCUCAAAACCCUAACGGUCGUACUGAUCUCCUACUAUAUUGGGUUCCACAUUGUCGGCAUGGUCAGUUUGGUCGGUUGGAUCAUGACUCAAGACCGAUGGGGCAAUAUAGUCAAGGAAGAUGGAGUUGGUAGACCCUGGUGGGGAAUCUUCACCUCUGCCUCUGCCUUUACCGAUAUGGGUUUUACCCUGACACCGGACUCGAUGAUCUCCUUCCAGAAGGCCGUCUUUCCUUUGCUGCUUAUGGCGUUUUUGAUCAUUAUCGGCAACACGGGAUUUCCGUGCAUGCUUCGGCUAAUCAUUUGGACUCUUACGAAAUUUGCUCGACCGGGAACGGCUCUUUGGGAAGAGCUCAAGUUCCUUCUUGAUCAUCCUCGUCGUUGCUUUACUCUUCUCUUCCCUCGAAAUGCCACCUGGUGGUUAUUUGCGAUUCUUUUAGCGCUGAACGGCAUUGAUUUGAUCUUUUUUAUUAUAUUGGAUUUAAAUAACCCGAUAGUGACUUCACUACCACCUGGUAUCCGUGUCCUUGAUGGCUUUUUCCAGGCUGUUUCUACUCGUACUGGUGGUUUCGCGGUUGUGAGUCUGUCGCAACUUCAUCCUGCCGUUCAAGUUUCGUACUUGAUCAUGAUGUAUAUCUCGGUUUUCCCCAUUGCUAUCUCCAUGCGCCGCACCAACGUGUACGAAGAGCAGAAUUUGGGUGUUUCCAGCUACAGCCAAGAGGAUGACGAAAAUGAUGGCCAGACAGCGCCGAGCUAUAUCGGAGCUCACUUGCAGCGCCAGCUGGGUUUUGACCUAUGGUAUAUGUUCUUAGGACUGUUUCUCAUCGCCAUCGCGGAAAAUGAUCGUUUGGACGCCGCCGAUGAUUAUAGCUUCCAGCUCUUUACCGUCCUGUUUGAGGUAGUUUCGGCCUACAGUACUGUCGGUCUAUCGUUAGGGUACCCCGGUGUUGACACGUCUUUCUCCAGUCAGUUCAACAUAAUUUCCAAGUUGGUGAUUAUCGCUUUGGAAAUUCGUGGCCGCCACCGUGGUCUGCCUCACACUGUUGACCGUGCCGUUCUCUUGCCGUCUGACGCGCUCAAAAAGCAUGAUACUACUGAUUUGGAACGCCGUGUGCGCCGGCGCGCCUCGAACCUCAGCGGCGGCGAGUCCAUAGGUUGCCGACAGUCGCGGACAUUGUCUCAGGUGCGGGCAGAUGCUGGUGUGUCCGGCUUGUCUACAGGCAUGGAGAAUUGA
This is a messenger RNA of Penicillium samsonianum, 2511 nucleotides long. RefSeq names its product potassium ion transporter. The transcript is spliced from 2 exons. The annotation marks the transcript as partial. Gene Ontology annotation, cellular component: plasma membrane. NCBI's taxonomy places the organism in Eukaryota, Fungi, Ascomycota, Eurotiomycetes, Eurotiales, Aspergillaceae. Gene Ontology annotation, biological process: potassium ion import across plasma membrane; intracellular potassium ion homeostasis. Gene Ontology annotation, molecular function: high-affinity potassium ion transmembrane transporter activity. The record is from RefSeq and is a predicted model, not a curated record.